This is a messenger RNA of Dibothriocephalus latus, 813 nucleotides long. NCBI's taxonomy places the organism in Eukaryota, Metazoa, Platyhelminthes, Cestoda, Diphyllobothriidea, Diphyllobothriidae. The record is from the annotation of a GenBank genome assembly.
AUGCCAAGGCUCAACCGAGAUAUGGAGGAGCAUACAACACAGGCGGACCGUAUAUUGUCCACGCUUCCACUAAACCUUUCAAAUCUCAACGCAUCUUCCCGAGAAGCCUAUGGAGCGCAGUUCUAUGGAGGACAACAGGGCGUCAGUGCGUAUGACUACUACAACUACUAUCAACAGUACUCGAGCCGUUACGCGUCGGCCUUUCAGCCUACGGGUUCUCACCAUCACAACGUUAGCAGUCAGGAGUCAAUCGCGAAGUCGCAAAUGCCCUAUGCUAAACCGUCACUCUCCACUCCUCUUACGGUCGCCGCCGGGUCAAAUUAUCUCUCCGCCCUUUCAGACGCUUCGACUCCAAACAGUUAUGCAAAGGAUCGGACAGCUGAACACUUCAGCACGGCAACUACCACUGCAAGUAAAACGCCGUCGUCAGGUCGAAAGGCCAAGAAGAGUCGGGUAUCCGCCAGUAGUGGUGAGGACUUGGCUGAAGAGAAGAGGAAGGAAUUUGAAAAGCUCUCUACAGCAAGCGGGCCGACCGAACUUGCCUCCUCUGGCGGCAGCAGCGGCAGUACUGGCGGAGCUGGUGACAGCGCAGACAGUAUGGCCGUCACCAACGCAAAACUCAUAAAGACCGUGCUGGAUGCGAAGAUCUGCCUCCUGCUCAAUUCGCCCCACGUAAUGACCUUCCUACAGGGUCGACAACGUCUUCUGGAGGAGUACAAGCGGGCGACUGAUCUAUUCAGCGUGGCUGACAAUGCCGCCAGCUCGAAUCACCUUCGUGCCAGCGACCUGACUCUCAUCGCUAAGGGCCCUUAA